Messenger RNA from Botrytis cinerea B05.10, 2485 nucleotides. RefSeq names its product Bcsmi1 (gene Bcsmi1). The coding region runs from base 442 to 2055 and encodes 537 amino acids. Gene Ontology annotation, cellular component: mating projection tip. Gene Ontology annotation, biological process: cell wall biogenesis; regulation of fungal-type cell wall biogenesis. The record is from RefSeq and is a predicted model, not a curated record. NCBI's taxonomy places the organism in Eukaryota, Fungi, Ascomycota, Leotiomycetes, Helotiales, Sclerotiniaceae. The transcript has 3 exons.
GAAAUAGUCAUAAAUAGUAAUAAUAAGUAAUCAAAUCAAACCGCAAUUUGAUAAAUCUUUUCCACGCUCACUUGACUUCCUUCACUCAUUGAUCUUAUUCUCACAGUCGUCCAGUCGUCCAGUCCUUCAAUCUCCCCUACCUACCUGCCCGUCGGUCCAGUUCAGCUCCAUCUCCAUCCCCAUCUCCAUCUCCAUCCAUCUCCAUCUCCAUCUCCACCCCCGUCUCCUGAGUAAGACCAAAUCUCCAGAGUUGGUCUCUCCAUAGGCGCAUCACCUCUCAGUAUCAACACCCACCACAACAAAACACAACACAACAAACAACCACCUCCCUACCCCGACCGUCUUCUGGGAAUCCCUCAUCAACCGCUAUCAGCCCUUGGGUGGAAGUUUCAUCAAUCAUUUCAAUAAGUAUUCACAACAAUACUUGAACAAUCGCCAGUCAUGGCAGGAAACCCAUUGGGCUCUGCCUUCAAAUCGUUCUGGCAUACUAUGACCAGUUAUGAUCGUCACUCAUCGCAUGAUUCUCCCUACAGAACUGGCGGACACGUUCCUCUCGCACAAAGUCGACAUGAACCUUUAACAUCAGUUGCAACAACGGCUUCAGAAUCACGCGCAGAUUUGAACUCCCCCUAUUUUGAAGAUUCGGGUCGACAAUCUACAUCUGCACUCAAUGGCAAUGCUUAUCCAGGUUCACCGUUUGCUCCUCCUGCAAGUCCAGGGCCUCAAUCACCAUAUUCACCGGGAAUGAGAUCGUCUACGCUUCAGCGACAAUCUACGCAAGAAAAUUUUGAGAAUGUUACACCAGGAGAAAUUCAAUUGCAGGCUUUCCAAGAGGGUCUUCCUCCUCCACCACCAGUCGGACACUCUUGGAAGAGAAUCGAUCGAUGGGCCGAGGAGAAUUACGAAGAAUUAUUCGAUCAACUCUGCGAGGGAUGCACAAACAAUGAUUUGAAUGAGUUAGAGCAUCAAUUGGACUGUUCCCUUCCAAUGGAGGUUCGAGAGUCGAUGCAACUUCACGACGGACAAGAACGUGGUGGUCUACCUACGGGAAUUAUCUUCGGAUCCAUGUUGCUUGAUUGCGAGGAAAUCGUACAAGAGUGGGAAAGCUGGAAAAAGGUCAACCAGGAAUAUCUUGUAGAACAACCUACUCAUAGACCUUCAAUUCCACCCAAGGCAUUAGGUGGUAGUUCAUCUUCAUCGUCGAAGCAACCUGCAAAUGCACAAAAUCCCUACUGGAGACAAGAUUUAUUGGCCCGCCAGGAUUCUCAACCUCCCAAUGCUAUUCAAAAGGUUUACGCUCAUCCCGCUUGGAUUCCACUUGUUCGAGAUUGGGGUGGAAACAAUUUGGCAGUUGAUUUAGCACCAGGCCCAGCCGGUAAAUGGGGUCAAGUUAUUCUAUUUGGUCGGGACUACGAUUGCAAAUACGUCGUCGCACGAUCGUGGUCUGCUUUCUUGGCUACUGUCGCAGAUGAUCUCAGCAGUGGUAAAUGGUUUGUGGAUGAAGAAACCAAUGACCUGAAAUUGAGGGAAUUCAAAUCAGGAAAAGUUGAACCUGGUUACUUUGAUAUUUUAAGAUGGAGAAUGGACCAAAAGUAUGGUCGCAAAAAUGUGCGAAGAAGAUCAGCGCCACCCGUCAAUGGUAAUGGAGGAUCCCCGACUGGAUCUCCUUAUGCAAGCCCAGCUGCCGAAAUCGGUGAGCCACGCGGACGUUCUAUGCAACGUUUCUCAGGAGCUUCACCAAUUCCAAGUCCAAAUCGUCCUGGUUAUGGAAAAUCAAGUCCUCUAGCUCAAGUUGCUGAAGAAGGUUCCGGAUCAGGAACGAAGGUCAGCACCAUAGAUAUUCCCUCUACGAAACUUGUCGAUGUUCAAACACCAAGACCAAGUGAAGAAAACAAAUCUUCGGACCGACCAUUUAUAGAAUCCGAAUCACCUAACGAGAACAAAGAAAAUGAAAAGGCCAGUGAAAAAGUUACAGGAUUGGGAUUAGUAUCAGGAACCUCUGAGAAAGAAACCCCUGCUGAUGAUGAAUCUGCGAUGAAGACAAUUGAAAUCUAAUGCCAAUGCCAACAUACUUGUUGAGUUUGUUAGUUGCAUUUCGGGGAUUCUUUCGCAUUGCAUGAGGCGUUUGGGCGUGCGUUGAUAUGAAGAUUCAGAGAUUCAUAAUAAGAAAUUUGAGAUAUUCUUUUUUUAUUUUACUUUUUUCAAUUUUGUCUUAAUGACAUGAUAUGUAUGGCUGCGUGGAAAUAUAAUGUUCCAUGAGCUAGUUUCUUUAUGAAUAUACAGUUUGAGGAAGGGUUCAGGGGAGAGAAAGAAAAGGGGUAGUUAGAGCGUGUAUAUGUGUGUGUGUGCGGAGCGGAGAUUCACAUGCGAUUGCGAUGGUUACUGAAGGGUAGAAUAUUAGGGGAAGUAGGUAGGAGAUGAAUGUAUGUGGAUGGGAUGUUUGUGAAAGGAGUAGGGAUGAAUAACAAUAACUUAGUUACUUCCA